AUGAUCACGGUUCCGUACUUAGAGACUGUUCCCGCUGCUUGCACUGCACACAUUGUUGUAAGUGAUACAUUGUACAAGUCAUUAAACCUGCCUGGCAGUGAGAGCAGUUGGAUUGUCUCUCUACAGUCUUUAGAAACAACUAAAGACAUGUCAGCACUUGAUGGUUUGCUGACGCUGAAGUCAAAGGUUCCACUGACCAAAUCUACACAAUCCCUCAGAAAUCUUGGGCUAUUAUUUUUGAGGACGACAUCUACCCUGAUUGAGGAGCAUGCCAUAUUUUCUGAUGAAAAACUAGCACUGCAGAUGCUGAAUAUUGUGAAAGACUUCUGGUCAUUGUUGUCCAGUCAACAUGUGGUGUUAACACAGCAGGCAUAUGGAAGAUAUGGUGCUCUGUUGUAUGAGGUGUUGCCAUCACUGGCUUCAGUGUACAUCGAUCUGUUCAUAGCUGUGCACAGCACAAAAAGCACUGUGGGUAAAGCUGCUAAGAGGCUGUACAGCUGGCUGAUGUUUGAACUCAAUGAGCGAUCUAUUAAGACAGCUUUAUUGGAAGCCUGUGAGUGCACAGCUUCUGGAGCCAGGCUUGUGUUGCCUGUAUUGAGAACUGUGCUCUCAAGUCCUUCAGCCAACACAUCUAAUUUAGACUAUUUGCUGCAUUUUAUUCUGUUGAAGCGAUGGUCUUUUAUCUGUGCAGAUCUGUGUGAUCUCAUCCAGGUCAGUGCAUCAAUUCAAGCACCUGGAGGGUUUUUAGAAUGGCUUGUGCAUCACUGGCCAGAGGCUGCCAAAUACCUGCCCAGUGAUAGAAGCCUCAAGGGUCGAAGGAUCAGUGAAUUCUUGCUAGAACUGGAUCAGCAGGCUGUGGAAGAGCUAAUUGAUGUUUUUUCCGAGGCUUUGUCAGUAGAACAGACAUCGGAGCAAGACACAGAUAGGGUGAACAAGAAAAUGGCAGAUGAAGCAGUGACAGAGGCACCAUUCUUUAUAGACAAAACAGGAGGUGAUAAAGAUGAGAUGCAGCUGAAAACACGACAGCAAUAUUUACAAAACAACCAAAGAGAAAGUGGCAGCAAGAAAAAUAUGCACUUCUCAAAAAUUCAUGAUAGACAAAGUCAAAGAGACGCAGACAUCUCUAUGUUGUCAGGACAGAUGGGUGACUCUAGCUGUUGCAAGGCAUAUGAAGAAGAAGCAAGAGGUAACACAGAUAGUUUCUUGGACUUUUCUGUUGAAGAAUCAGCGAUUGAAGAAACUGAAUUUCAUAGAACUGAAACUAUACAGCUGUUAAAGAAGAAAAGGAAACUGUCAUACACUGAAGACAGUACUGACAUGCUGUCGGCUGAUAAUAAUAUCAGAGAAACACAGGUAAUGACAGUAGAAGAUACAGACUGCAAGGAUGCUGACUUGAUUGUAGGAGUUGAAUCCAGAAAGGAUGGAGAUGAGCCAGAGUCAAUGGAUCAUGAGACAGACUACACAUGGGAAAGUACCAGCUAUAAUGACAGAAUUGCUAAGGUGCCUGAAAGUCAGGCAAAGCCAGAUAUUACAACUGUUAAAACUAGAAGCAUUUCGGUUCACAAAAGUGCAGAAGUUAAGAACUCCCAGACAGACAAGGAAAAUGAAUGCUGUAGUAAUGUAAUAGCAUCUGCAAGUGAAAGCAAGACUUCUUUGAAGAAAUAUAAGGAGAAUCCAAAAACCCACAGAAAUGAUGCAGACUUGAGUAGUGGUGUCGAUGAUACUCCAACUGUAAACCUAGAUACACAGCCCAGUCCUCACCUCACAAGUGGUCUUCACACAGUUUUACGCAGCAACAUUUCACCACAUUCUUCAUUUACUGACCAGAUUGUUAAGAACAAGAGAAUUGCCAGUCCAAAAGUAAACAGAAUACGAACACGCAGUUUUACAGAAACUGACAGCAGUGAAAAAUGGUCCAAAGAAAUUUCCGGUGCUUCACAACUGUUUGAAAAUACAAAAAACACAGUUUCAACAACAGAUGGCAGCAACACAGAAUAUAAGGUGGGGCUGAUGCUUUCAACAAUUCGUAAGUCAAUGUCUGACAGGAAAAGAAAACCUGAGGAGAUAACUGACACCUUCCAAGUGAAAACUAGACUUAGAACUAAAUCAGCACAGGCUGAUCAUCUGCAUGAAACCAGAAGCAGAAACCGCUCAGUUACAGCAGCAGAAGAUGGCCUUAAGAACUGGCUUAGACAGUCAGCCAACAGUGCACUGAAGAAUCAACCAUAUCCAGAGCAUUUGAAUCAUGAAAAUAAAGAGGCGACAAAAUCUUCCAUCAAGAAAGCCAUAGCUAAGGACACUACAGCAACUGAGAUUGAAGGACUAAGAGAUAUUUUUGGGCCACCUUUAAAAACCUAUUCCAGAAAAGAUUGUAAGAAAUUUGUCACAGACAACACAAAAGUUAAUUUAACCCCAGAAUUAAAGAUGGUAAAGAACAAAUCACCCAAAAAGAAAACUGCUAUAGACAGCACAGAAGCUAAGUCAACUCCAAAACUUACGGUGACCACGCACAGACCACCCAAAAGGAGCAGCGAGGAGCCUGAACACAGACGUUAUUUCCUGAGAACUAACUGCUCACACAGAUUACUCACAGAGGACACUGUAUGUCCAUCGUGUUCACCUACUACAAAAGUCUAA
This is a messenger RNA of Candidula unifasciata, 2637 nucleotides long. The record is from the annotation of a GenBank genome assembly. Lineage: Eukaryota; Metazoa; Mollusca; Gastropoda; Stylommatophora; Geomitridae.